AUUGAAUCGAUGCAAGCAGUUCAUACGAAUCAUCUAUUCAAUAUGCAUAAAACACAGUUUAGUCUCAUUGUUUUAGUGCUAUUGAAUAUUUAUGGAAAUCGAGCCAUCUUUUGGAAUAUAGAAAACUCUGAACUGCUAGUUUUACACAAUGCAUAUAGAAGGGAUAUAAAGUAUGGUACUGUUCUCGAUCAACCAAAAGCAGAGAGUAUGCUCACACUACAAUGGAGUCAUAAAUUGGCUAAACUAGCUCAAGCAUGGGCAUUUCAUUGUGUGCCAACACGAAGUAACUUAACCAUGAGGGAUGGUUCAAAAUGGACAUAUGUCGGCCAGAAUAUUGCUGUCGUUUCUAAAGUUAGAGACGCAGUGUCUGUGUGGUUUGACGAACAUAUGAACUACAAUUUCAAUAAAAAUAUUUGUCGACCAAAUAAAACCUGUGCAAAUUACAAACAAUUAGCAUUUGCCGAUACCACACAUAUUGGAUGUGGGUUUGCAAAGUGUAAAAAUCUAGAAGCACCAAAUAACAUACUUGUUGUUUGCAACUAUGGACCUGGGGGUAAAUAUAUCAAUAGAAAACCUUAUGAACCCAGAUUUUAUGAGGAUUUACCCUAUUUCAUUAUAGUCUAAUAACCGAAUAUAACUAAUGUUCAUGUAUGAAAACAGAAUAAUGUUUAAAUAUUUUACACUUUAACACAGUAUGGUUUAAAUUCAUGAUUAGAUAGAAUGUAUGAAUAACUGUUUGGUUAAUUAUAAGAAUGAUUAAAAUACUUCAAAAUCAAAA
Schistosoma mattheei is the source of this 778-nucleotide messenger RNA. The record is from the annotation of a GenBank genome assembly. Lineage: Eukaryota; Metazoa; Platyhelminthes; Trematoda; Strigeidida; Schistosomatidae.